Molecule: messenger RNA, 675 nt
Organism: Acanthosepion pharaonis
Lineage: Eukaryota; Metazoa; Mollusca; Cephalopoda; Sepiida; Sepiidae
Source: the annotation of a GenBank genome assembly
AUGAUCUUUGUUUUUCUCUCUCUCUCUCUCAAUGAUCUUUCGUUUAUAAACUUUUUUCAUUUUCAUUCUUUUUACACUUUUUUAUUCUUCCUUUACUUUUCCACUUUGACUUUGUUUUUCUCUCUUCACUUCCUUCUAUCUUUCCGUUUCUAUCUCUUUCUCUCUCUCUCUAACUUGAUUUCUUUUUCUUCCUCCAUUCCUUGUACUCUUUUUCAUUUUCCUCAUCUGCUCUACCCUUCUCUUUCUCAUUUUCCUCAUCUGCUCUACCCUUCUCUUUCUCAUUUUCCUCAUCUGCUCUACCCUUCUCUUUCUCAUUUUCCUCUAUCUGCUACCUCUCUCUUUCUCAUUUUUAUCUAUCUGCUUUUGUCCCCCACUUGUUUACCUCUAUCUGCUUCUCCCAUUCUUUCUUCUUUUCACCUUAAAUCUGUGCCCUUCUGCCACACCUUCUCAUUAUUUUCUUUUCUUUCUUUUUUCAUUCUUUUCUUUGUUUUUUUAAUUCUUUUCUUUCUCUUUUCUUCUUCUCUUUUAUCCUUUUCUCUAUCUCUCUUUUUUUACUCUUUCUCUUUUUCAUCUCUUUCUCUCUCUUUUUUCUCCUCUUUCUCUCUUUUCUCCUCUUUCUCUCUUUUCUCUCUUUUACUUUUUUCUCCAAAUGAUGACUCAGAAAUGUUAUUUUAA